CUCAAAGAGACCACAGUCUACUGUCCACUCCUUUUUAAUCCAUGCCUCUAUCUACCAAUCAAAAUUCAAAACCCAAAAGAACCACUUCCCUCCACCCUUUUUUAAUCACAAUAUUCUCCCAUUUUGUCCAUCUCUCUCUCUCCCCCUCAAAGUUGGGGACUGGUUUAGCAGGAGUUCAAUAUAAUCUAAUAUUUGUUCCUGGUUAGGGAAGUCAAAGAAUGGCGCAAAUCUUGGCCCCCUCAGCACAAUGGCAGAUGAGAAUCUCGAAGAACUCAAUGGAUUCAAGCCCAUUGACAAACAAGGUGGGGAGCUCAGUGGUCCUCAAACAAACCAAGAAAGGGGCCGUUAAAAGCUCAGCCAAGUUCAGAGUUUUAGCCGUCAAGUCUGAAAACAGCACUAUCAACCGCCUGGAACAGAUGCUGAACUUGGACGUUACUCCAUACACGGAUAAAAUCAUUGCUGAAUAUAUUUGGAUUGGAGGAUCAGGAAUUGAUGUCCGUAGUAAAUCAAGGACCAUUUCGAAGCAUGUGGAACACCCUUCCGAGCUUCCAAAGUGGAAUUAUGAUGGAUCGAGCACAGGACAGGCCCCUGGAGAAGAUAGUGAAGUCAUAUUAUACUCUGGCUUUGCAGCCCACAAGCAAUUUUCAAGGACCCGUUCCGUGGUGGCAAUAACAUCUUGUGUUUUGUCCCGAUUUUUCAUCUGUGUCCCUCUUCCUUUCUGUUACACAUUAAGAUUCCAUCAUGGUAAUUUAGUUCUCGGGGCUUUUGUCCCCUGGGUCAUAUGUGAUACAUAUACCCCAGCAGGUGAACCCAUACCAACAAACAAGCGCUAUAGAGCUGCCCAGGUUUUCAGUGACCCUAAGGUUGCUGCCGAAAUUCCAUGGUAUGGCAUAGAACAAGAGUACACAUUACUCCAAACUAAUGUCAAAUGGCCACUCGGAUGGCCCACUGGAGGUUACCCUGGACCUCAGGGCCCUUAUUACUGUGGUGCGGGAGCAGACAAGUCGUUUGGGAGAGAUAUAUCAGAUGCUCACUACAAAGCUUGCUUAUAUGCUGGCAUCAAUAUUAGCGGUACAAAUGGAGAGGUUAUGCCUGGCCAGUGGGAAUAUCAAGUUGGUCCAAGUGUUGGAAUUGAAGCUGGUGAUCACAUCUGGUGUUCAAGGUACCUUCUUGAGAGAAUUACAGAACAAGCUGGAGUUGUACUCUCUCUUGAUCCAAAACCAAUAGAGGGUGACUGGAAUGGUGCUGGAUGUCAUACCAACUACAGCACCAAGAGCAUGAGAGAAGAAGGUGGAUUUGAAGUAAUAAAGAAAGCAAUUCUAAACCUUUCUCUUCGCCACAAAGAGCACAUCAGUGCUUAUGGGGAAGGAAAUGAAAGAAGGUUGACUGGAAAGCAUGAAACUGCUAGCAUUCACAAGUUUUCCUGGGGUGUUGCUAACCGUGGUUGCUCAAUCCGGGUGGGACGUGACACUGAGAAAACUGGCAAAGGUUAUUUGGAAGACAGGCGCCCGGCUUCUAACAUGGAUCCUUAUGUGGUGACUUCAUUACUUGCCGAAACUACAAUCUUGUGGGAGCCCACACUCGAAGCUGAGGCCCUUGCAGCCCAGAAGCUAUCUUUGAAUGUCUAAACGAACCAUCAGUGUUCAAAUUUGUGCUAGUACUUGAGCUCAGAUUUAGAAAUUAUUGUUGAUGUUUUUACUGUUAGAUCACCUUUUGAGAUUCUGCUUUGAAAAUAAGGGACUAACAUGAGCUUUCAUCCACUUUAUGCUCAUUUUGCCCCUCUAAAGUUUCAUUGUUGCAGUUGGCAUUCAUGGAUACCUUGAACAAUUGUAAGCCAUUUUAUUUUUCCAUUCAUUUAUGCAUUUUUAGCAUCUUUUAUGAAUGAGAAAUUAGUUUUUAUUAA
This is a messenger RNA of Striga asiatica, 1903 nucleotides long. NCBI's taxonomy places the organism in Eukaryota, Viridiplantae, Streptophyta, Magnoliopsida, Lamiales, Orobanchaceae. The record is from the annotation of a GenBank genome assembly.